Molecule: messenger RNA, 1092 nt
Organism: Gallus gallus (chicken)
Lineage: Eukaryota; Metazoa; Chordata; Aves; Galliformes; Phasianidae
Product: proline-rich protein HaeIII subfamily 1-like
Exons: 3
Coding region: 1-1092 (363 amino acids)
Source: RefSeq, a predicted model, not a curated record
AUGAAACAACAAACCCCCAAACUUCGGGACUUGUUACGCACGGCUCCGCCGCGCCGCGCCGCUCCCACGUCCCCCCCGCAGCUGUCGCCGCCGGAAAGCGCGCACCGCCCCCGGCCGAACCGCGGCACCGAGAGCGGAGCUCCCCCCGCCCCCCGGCCGCGCUGCCCUCCCCGCCCCCGCGAAGGGUCCUCGCGGGUGGCGGCGCUGCCCCCCCCCCCUCCCCCCGACUCCCUCCCGGCGCCGCACAACCCCCCCCCCCAGCCCCCCUCCCGGCUCGGCGCUAGCGGGCGCCCCGCUGCCCGCCGCCCCCGCGCCCCGGCCGCCACCAUUGUCACCCGGGAAACGGCGGCGGGCACCGAGAGGCGGCGGUGCGGCGGCGGCCGCGGGGAGCGGGGCUGGGUGCGGGGAGCGGAGCUCGGCGCGAGGAGCGGAGCUCGGUACGGGCGCUGCCCCCCUCCCGGCCCCGCACCGCACGGCGCAUCCCGCGGCCGCGCCGCCAAACUUUGCUCGCUGCGGAUCGGAGCGGAGCGGCACCGCCGGGCGGAGCGCAGCGCGGCGCGGCGCGGAGAGAACGGGGCGCGGAGCAGAGCCGCCCCCGGCCCGCCGCCCCCCGCCAAACUUUUUCCCGACACUUUUCCCCCAACUCCGCCGCCGCCGCCCGCCGGGGCAGCCCCGCGGUGCCGGCACCUACCGGCGGAGGACACGGGCCUCAAAGCAAACAUGCGCGGCGGCAGCCGGGAGAAGGGCAGGAAGCGCCUUGCCCUGCCUGCUCCCACCCGCAGCUGCGUGCGCCCCAACGCGUGCGGCACGGCGCUGCCGUGGGGCGGCAGGGGGCGUGGGCCGGAGGCUCGGGGUCUGCCCACGGGAGGGUGGACGGAGCCGGCGGUGUGGAGGGAGCCGCCUGGCUCCAGCAUCCGGAGCGCCCCGCUAAAGCCAUCUGCCGGGACGCGGCCCUCCCCGGGGCUCCUGCGGUACGGCUGCUGCCCGGCCCUGCGGGCAGAGGGGCAGUGCGGGCAGAGCAGCUCCGGGCAGCGGCGGUUUGACAGGAAGAUACGGGAGAGAAACGACAUCCCCGGGAAAUAUCAGAAGUAA